This is a messenger RNA of Engraulis encrasicolus (European anchovy), 1710 nucleotides long. RefSeq lists its product as uncharacterized. The transcript has 4 exons. NCBI's taxonomy places the organism in Eukaryota, Metazoa, Chordata, Actinopteri, Clupeiformes, Engraulidae. Bases 38 to 1516 code for a protein of 492 amino acids. The record is from RefSeq and is a predicted model, not a curated record.
GUUUCUGCUCCGUGUUUAUCUGCACACAGAUACUGCCAUGAAGCUCACUCUAAAUAGCCGCCCAAAGUCUGUGGAAGAGCUGAAAAUUAUAAUGCAGUACAAAUUCAAGCCAAGACUCGACGGUAGUGACUUCACCAUCCAAUACGAAGACCCUGACUUUGAUGGGCAAUUAAGUGUCCUAGUGGACAUAGAUGAGCUGCCAGAGAAGGGGACACUGAAAGUGAUUAGGUUGGAGAGUGACGAUAGUUCUUCUUGUGGCAGUUCUGACACUGACAUACUGCCCCAUGUACCAUUUAGUCAGCGCCAAAAGAAUUGGCCUGAUGUUUUUCCUGUUCCAACGUUCAACCACGAAGUUGAGCAUGUCCUUGACCAGGGUAACUUCGUCUUCCAGACAUCUGGCAAGCCAACUAGAUUAACACGUUCCCAGAAGCACAAUGUGCUCGAAAUAAUGGCACAGACUAUUUACAGCUUCAAGCCAUACCCUAGCAAUACUGAUCUCUGUAAGGCUUCGGAAGCAUUGAUUACUGCCCACCCAUGCCUCAAAGAACUUGGAAGCAAGACUGGCUGGUACGGCUGGAAGGUCAGUUUGGCCUUCAAGAUGGGUAACUACAGACAGAAACUGGCCAAAUCGGGGUGUGCUGAGGUGUCCAUCAAUGCAGGAAAGAGAAGCAAGAACAACCCUGACAGCGAUCACCCCCAUGCCAAUAUUAAGCGAGCUCGUAGGUCGGAAGUGAACUUCCUACCCAACUUCCCAACUGGUGAAAACCAGGCCAGUCUUGACCUGAUGAGACUCGAGAUAAUUGAAGAGACUGACAAGUCGGAGAAGAAUUUGCAAUUCAUCGAAAAGCUGAUGCAGACAACCUUCGCUUUACGACGACAAGACAUCAUCAAAAGUCAAUUGCCAGUAAAGGACUUGCUGCGCAGCUGGCCAGCUCUGCAGUUGGAAUCGCAGGUUCUCUCAGAAUUCCAUCGUAUCACUAAUGUGAACCUGCGCAGCACAUUCUACGCUGAACUUGACAGACACACACCACGACUCCUCAACUUAUACAGACAAAAGGCAGUACGCACUGGCAAGUUGGCGGAGGCUCUACGGGCUACCCUCGCCGCUUAUGAUCUUCAGGAAGAACAUGAUGUCAUCUCGAGACGCACCCUGUCGCUGUGUGCCCUGCCGGUGUACCUGCGAGAAGAUGGAUCUGCCUUCUUUCAGACAUUCAAUGAGGAGGAGGAGCCUGAUUACCAUGAUGUCCCUCUUGCUCUUGGCAUAACUGGCGCAGACCCCUUCAGCUGCAAGAAGUUUACAGUCGUCAUUGAAGGCAAUGCUGUUUUUAACGAGGUUCCCACAAUUCCAGAUUCAUUUAUGUUGUUGUUUGGGCUGACUUAUGUGUUCAAUUUGGAAUACCCUAAGAGCCUCUUGAACACAUUCACAAUGAUCCAGAAAAUGUUUGUUUGUCUGGAUGAUGGCAAACCACUCAAACCCUGCCUAAUGACUUUGAAAGAAGAUUUGCUACUGCAGUAGUGCGUGUUUGUAACAUUUGCGCGCACACACACACACAUGCUCAUGUCACACAGCACCCUCUAGAUUUGCUACUGCAGUAGUGCGCUUUAGUAGCAUUUGCACACACUCUCUCACACACACACACACACACACGCACACACACGUAUGCUCAUGUCACACGACGCCCUUUAGAUUGGCUACUGCAGUAGUGCACG